AUGUCUCGCAUUCGACACCAAGGUUUGAUGGAGACUGCCAACCUGGCUGGCUCGGCGGCUCUGCGUUACAUCACAUUGAGCCGCUGUUGGGGCAAACCAGGCUUGGACGCACUUCCGCUGCGCACGACGAAAGAGACCAUCUCUCUGGCCCGCGUGCUCGGUUGUUACUUUCUCUGGAUUGAUUCACUUUGUAUUAUCCAGGACGACAUGGACGACUGGCUCACACAACCUGCCGAGAUGGCCGAUAUCUGCGCCAAUGGCUAUUUCAACAUUGCAGCUGCAGCUGCUACAAAUUCUUCGGAAAGCCUAUUUAGUGAGCGGCACCAGUUUGUAUGGCUAACAAACGGAAUGUGA
Podospora pseudocomata is the source of this 354-nucleotide messenger RNA. RefSeq lists its product as uncharacterized. NCBI's taxonomy places the organism in Eukaryota, Fungi, Ascomycota, Sordariomycetes, Sordariales, Podosporaceae. The record is from RefSeq and is a predicted model, not a curated record. The transcript has 2 exons. Bases 1 to 354 code for a protein of 117 amino acids.